CAAAAGCACUCUUCCUUCUUUAUAAAAACCCUAAAAAAAAGCGGCCGUUCUCUUCCUGGUGGCUUAAACUCUUUUCUCUGAAUCAAAAUUUAACUCUUUCCUCAAUAAAAUCUAUCACGUUGAGAUUACCAUUUUCAGUAUUCUCCCUGUCAUUUUUCUCUCUAGAAUCAGUACUGCAUUCGAAGCUUCAUCUUGAAAGAAAUUUAGUGAAGAAGGUUAUUAAUAUCAUCAAGAUUCAAGAUCAUCCUAUCAGAUGCUCAAAAUUCAAAGCCCACCACUCACAAUUGGUUUUCUAUUGUUUCUUUGAAUUCCAUUGAUAUAUACAACUCCGAAAUUAAUCUUUCUGACUCAUGGAUUUCUCUGAAGACUGGAAAGCGUACUUCCCUAUCGGCUCUGUCCCUUGUCCGCCUCUUCUUUUACCUGAAUCUGUAGUAAAAUCUACAAUCGGUCCGCUUCUGUUUAGCCCUUCUCCUGGAACCCGAAGAACAGUAUCUUCAUCUACUCAAGUUAAGUCAGGUGAUUUCUCUUCUAAUAACAAUCUCGGUUUUUGGAAAAAUUGUCAAUAUUCUAUUUGAGCUAUAAUUGUCUAGAAUAACUAUAUGAAUCGCAUGAAUGGAUUUAUUGGUGAAAUCCUGAGUCCCAGGCUCUCGUAACAUUAAGUGAAACCAAAAUUAAGUCUGAAAUCAAAUCUUUACAAGUCUUUGAACGAACUUCUACUUAUCACUUUCAAAACUACAUCAACAAUGCUUCUUGGGAGUUUGACGAACCAUCUGCAAUAGAACAUUUGGAACCAGCUGAAUCACUGGAUGAAGACUUUCGUAUGGAUUUGUUUCAGAGAGGUGAUAUUUGUAAGAAAAUGAAGUACUGGGAACUAGAUUAUCUCCUUCCUUAUUUACACGGUGAUCUUCUUGCAAAAGUCGUGAAGGAGGGUUCUGGUUGUACGCAGUCAUACACUCAAGAAAAGUACAAAUAUUUGCAUGACCAUUUGAAGGCUUCUAGUGUUGAUCAGAUUGGGUCGCUGCCUGAUAUUGUUAAGGUUUUAACUUCUGUUAGUGUUCCAAUGAGCAUAAAUGAGAUUGCUGUAAGUAGAAUGUGGACUGGCCUAGCCAUCGGUGCUGUACAGCUAGCGUAUUCUCCGUAUCCAGAGCUCCCGCAAAUUAAACUGGACUUUAAGGAAGUGUCCAUGGACUUGUUACAUAUUCCGAAGUCUCAUCAGCUGCCACCAUUUUUAUUGAGGAAGCCUUCGAGAAGAAAUAAGGAGUCCCAAAAAGUGCAGCCUGGUGAUGAUCUUUUGGGACCAGUGCUUCCUCUACCGGUUCUAGUCAAUCUUCACAAGGUAGAAAAGGAGAUGGGUUCAUCAGCUGCGGACAAAAAUGAAUUCUCAUUAACUCACCAAUGCAAUGAGAUCAUCAGAGUGGCCAGCAUUGUGGGUUUGCCAGGCUCUUCUGCUGAGUUACUUGACUCCCAUGCUGUUUCUCUUGAUGAUGACAUGGACGAGAACUCUAGUGGUUUCCAAGAGGUAAAGUCAUUGAUCUUUUAUAAACCAACAUCAUUCACUAGUGAGAACCACCACUCUGUGGAACAGCCUGUUCUGAAAGAUACCUCUGCAACAUUCAUCAUGAAAGCGAACAAAUCUGAUUUAGAGAUGUUUGAUGAUCUGUGCCCAAUUGAGUUGAAGUUUGAUUCUCCUACUGGAAACUUUGGGAAGGAGGAGUUGGAGGCACUCAAGUUGUUGAAGAGACGAAUUUCCUCAUGGCAGGGAAAGUAUAAGCCUUGUCAGGCUUUAGUUGGACGUCAAGCGUAAAAGAUGAUAACACUCUUUAACCAUCCAGGGCUGCUGGAAAUCGUCGGAGGUACUGUAAGGCUAAAGAUGCUUCAUCUCCAAAUAAACAAUUUAUUUUGUUGGGGAUUCUCAUUGGAGGAUGUUAGCACUUCCAUUGAUCUAAUGGUCCCAACAAGUAUUUUUCUUUUGUUAGCGCACUGAAUUGUUAACCGACUUCUUUGUGGUUCAGCAACAUCAUUUGGCAGGUCAGCUUUGCAGGCUUGCAGCCUCUCUUCCCUAUCUAAUAAGUUUUGCCUGAUAGCUUUUUAUAUAUUCUAUAGAAUUAGUAUUAUUGCAGGUACGUGUUCUUCUCCUUGAAUCCUUACAACAGUGUUAUAGUUUUUUAUAUAUUCUUUAGAAUUUCACGAAGUCUCUGUUGAAAGCUCUGAACCACAACAUUGUUUAAUUGUUUGUCUGUAACUCUGAAUUGUCAUUUCAGGUGCCCCGAUGAAGGUGGCAGUAGUCAAUAUUAAAAAACGCCUCCCUCUUGCACAAAGACUUGGAAAAAUGUUCAGAAACCUGACUACUUUGUUACCAUGUAUAUAUAUAUUAACCAUGUAUAUCAAUUGCCUGCAGGGUUUGGGGUUAUCAUACUGAAGAAAACUCUUCUGUGCUGAUGCUAGUGCUUGCAAGGUGUCUGUUCUUGCAAAUCUGUUUAACUGGAUAGCUCGGUGUAUCAAUAAUCAAGGGAUUCUGCCAAGGGAUGAAAGAAGAAUUGAAAGACAAAGACAAUGCAAAUGUAAUGUACUUGAAGAUAAAAUCAGAGGUUGAAAACUUGGUGUCAUAUUUGAGAGAACUAAAGAGAGAAAAGGACCUAUAGAGAGGUAUACUUGAGAGAACUAUCUACAAGGCCAUGUAAGCUCCGCGUAGAUCAAGUUCCUAUCUCUGAACUGUAAAUUAGAUUUUCAUGUUCAUCUCUUGUAAGAUUGUAUAAAUGAAACUUUUGUUUUCUCUGUAAGAAAUUCCACGUGUGAUUUUGGUAA
Papaver somniferum (opium poppy) is the source of this 2805-nucleotide messenger RNA. RefSeq lists its product as uncharacterized. NCBI's taxonomy places the organism in Eukaryota, Viridiplantae, Streptophyta, Magnoliopsida, Ranunculales, Papaveraceae. Gene Ontology annotation, biological process: transcription by RNA polymerase I. Gene Ontology annotation, cellular component: fibrillar center. Gene Ontology annotation, molecular function: RNA polymerase I core promoter sequence-specific DNA binding. The transcript is spliced from 4 exons. Bases 821 to 1804 code for a protein of 327 amino acids. The record is from RefSeq and is a predicted model, not a curated record.